Messenger RNA from Tribolium castaneum (red flour beetle), 5575 nucleotides. It is a transcript of the gene Rbp6, whose product is annotated as RNA-binding protein 6. Bases 470 to 1753 code for a protein of 427 amino acids. The record is from RefSeq and is a predicted model, not a curated record. Gene Ontology annotation, molecular function: mRNA binding. Gene Ontology annotation, biological process: regulation of translation. Gene Ontology annotation, cellular component: cytoplasm. The transcript is spliced from 16 exons. NCBI's taxonomy places the organism in Eukaryota, Metazoa, Arthropoda, Insecta, Coleoptera, Tenebrionidae.
AUUUACUCCAGCGGCAGUAAUUUGCGGCUGUUAUCGAUUUUGUUCGAAUGUGUGGAGCACACGUCAAGGUGCCGGCGCGGCAGGAUCGCGCUGCUCCUCCUGCUGGUCUUCCAUCCUCCGACACACUGCCCCACAUCCGGUGUACGUUAUUUCCGCGUUGUUUUUAUCGUUUCGGUAGUGUGCGUUGUUGUGCCACCACCACGUACCUGCCUUUGCGUCAUCGCCGUCGUCGCACUGACGGUGCACGGAUUGCACCCAAUCACAGCCAUUGUUUGUCUCAUCCAUCAGCGCUUCCACGCAGACGCGGACGCCGUCUCCGAAGGCGACCGAGCCGCCGACUCCGGCCGUCGUUCUCAGUAUCGUGUUGACAGUGACGCUGAGUAGGCGAUUCCGGGAGUCCGCAGCCUAUCCCGGUUUCUAUUUACCUUUAGUUUAGUCGUAGUUGAGCAAAUCGAAGUCACUCAGUGUUAUGGAGCCGCAGAACCAGGAAAUUGUGGCCAGCGGCUCGCCCGCGGAGGUGCCCAACGAUCCGGGGAAAAUGUUCAUCGGUGGACUCAGCUGGCAAACCAGUCCAGAAAGCCUAAGAGAAUACUUUAGUAAAUACGGCGACAUAACAGAAGUAAUGGUAAUGAAAGAUCCUGCCACCAGGCGGUCGAGCACAAAUUGCGACGGGUCUGCCGUCUUCGGCGUCGACAGCGUCACCAGAUUGUUCACCCCCAGGGGCUUUGGAUUUAUCACCUUCACCGACCCGGCUAGCGUAGAUAAGGUUUUAGCCCAAGGCACUCACGAACUAGAUGGCAAAAAGAUUGACCCCAAAGUAGCGUUCCCGAGAAGAGCACACCCAAAGAUGGUAACCCGGACGAAAAAAAUAUUCGUCGGUGGAUUAUCAGCGCCCACUACCCUAGAGGACGUCAAAAGUUACUUCGAACAAUUCGGUCCGAUUGAAGAUGCAAUGCUAAUGUUCGAUAAGCAAACGAAUCGACAUAGGGGUUUUGGAUUUGUCACAUUUCAAAGCGAAGAUGUUGUAGAUAAAGUUUGUGAAAUCCAUUUCCAUGAGAUUAACAAUAAAAUGGUGGAAUGUAAGAAAGCGCAACCAAAAGAAGUAAUGCUCCCCGCCAACCUAGCGAAGACACGGGCGGCAGGCAGGGGUGCUUACGAUUUUAUGUGGUCACUUGGAGCUCUUCCUGACGGUUUUCCGGCAGCCGCAUACGCGGCCUACGCGGCCGGUCGAGGUUACUCGGGCUACCCUAGUUUCGGACUACCGUACCCAACAGUGUGUGAACUACCGAAGCGGACGCCAGUUUGGAAUUUUGCAACGCUUACGAGGGUGGACCUAACCAACGGACAACUGACACCUAACAAUAACACCCCACUAUUGACUCAGGCCUUGUCAGGGUCGUCGGGUGCCAGUUGGACGCAGCCUUCCGGAGCCGACCAGACUGCACCACCACAACCCCACUUCUCGGUUUCCUUUGCAGUGAUGAAUAACUACCAGGCUGCGGCGGCGGCAGCGCAGGGCUUCGGACCGCCGGCUUCGCCCCAUGCAGCCAACACACGUGGAGGAUUUCCUGCUGCCAACUCACCUGGACCUACCAUAGAUAUGUACAAUAGCAGUGCGGGGGAUAGUGUGGGCUAUGUGCAGGCCGCUAGCCCACAACCCUCCAGCUUCCCGGCGAUCGCCGUCAGCAGGGCCCCUCUUAACUACAGUCCGGGUCCCCUAAUUCCUGCUGCGUUUACCAACGGCUAUCACUGAGCUCGAGGACUGUCUAGUGUUGUGUGACUCGACUCGGCAGCUACUGUGAUGUCAUCACAACUGCACUUGUACAUUCACUUUAUGUGUAUAAUAUAAUAAUAUAAUAAUAAUAAUGUAGCACCCCGCCAGGCGCGGCCCACUUGUUGUUGUAAUGUUUGGUGUCAGCGUCCCGCUUCGCCGCCCUUCGGUAGCCGCCGAGUGGUGACCCGAUACAAAGGGAAUAAUCUGGGACACAUUGUCACCACGUUAUUAAUGAAAAAUGUUCCUACGACCCGCCGCAUUAUUCUAGAUAAGAUGUUUUUAUUUUCGAUUCCGUUUUGAUGAUGCACUCGCGGUGCGGCUCGAGAACCUACUUUAUUACAUUUCUUCGCUGCCAAAUUUUGAGUGUUGCUUAGUGAUGAUGCUCGACGGCUUCCGAAACAGCGGCUUCCCCACCAAACACAGGCACUAUUGGUUACGUCUUGCGUUUCUUACAUAUGAUAUAUUACAGGGUAUCUUAAAAUGGGAUACAUUAUCCUCACAUAUUAUUAUAAUUAAGGACCAACGAGGCAAUGGCGGCAAUACAUUCUUUUGGCGCGUUGCCGUGGUAAAUUUUAUUAUUUUAACCUGAGUUCUUAUUCGAUAGUUGUUUUUGUAAUAUGAAAUUUUAUUUCGUCAUAGGUCGUCAUUAUUUGUUAUUUAUACGAAAAGAGAACAAAUUAAGUGUAAGUUUUGUGUUGUCCGACACAUAGUGUGUUGCGCGAUUAAUGUAUACAAACCACUAAUUGGAUAAUUUAAGGAAUUUGUAUAUAAUAAUUAUUAUUGUUAUUUGAUUCGAUGGGGCGGACCCGGACCGGCCCGAGGAAACUCUGCGCUCCGUCUUUCACUAGCUAGCAACUUUCCUUUGGUUGAUGGACUGGCGGACGUUUCGCCAGGUCAGGUCAGGUCUGGCCCACCGGCGUCUGUGUAGCUUGUAGAGUCCUAAACGUAUUCCUCAUGUAAUAUCCUAACCUUAGAUCUGUCUAAUUGUUAGCAUAGGCCAGAUCAAUUUAAAGUAUAUAUUAUAUAAAUGUUUCCUGUUAUUAAGUGAAUAUUCUAUAAUGGUGGGGCGACGGUGGUGUGGGGGCGCCCGCAGCACCGCAUGCGGCCGCAUUUAGCAAAACUUACUAUAUUCAAAUUAUUGUGAUCGCCACGAAAUGACAUAGUUAAUUAACCGGCGGACGCUCAACACACCGCGUCGUCCCGCAGUGUCCUCCAUGUGAGUUAUAUGGUGUGUUAUGAUUUGAUUGUUUUUAAGUUAUAUAUUUCGCCGAUAGGCUUGUUAAAUGAAUAUUAUCAUUGUUGUCUGACUGACUGCAAUUGCUUGUCUCCUCAGUACAAAUACACCACGAUAUAAAUUAAUUACAUAAUAUAGUUCGAAUGUAGGAAAUGGAAAUAGUGGCCGAGUAUCGUUCGCGCGACGCCUAGUGGUUGGGCGAUGCCACAAAAUCUCUCAUUAUUACAAUAGAAAUAUCAUUUUUAUUACGCAUGGAAGUCAAUAGCGAUAAUCGCCCAACGCUACAGUAGAACAUCUCGACGCGGCGCGAUGACGCGUGAACGCUUAUUUAGCUAUUCGAAUUGUCGCAACGAUUGACUGUAGUUGAAAAUUAAUUGUAGUGGGUAGGCGCGCGUUUCCGUGAAAUUGUGCGAUUUAUUUAUUGAACCUCGACCGAGGUUACGCGAUGCUAGCAGCUAGUAACCGACAUUCACAUUUGCGGUUGAACUACACUGAGAACGAGUGUUCAAAUAAACGAAAUGGUUUUAGUUAUCUUAUUUGAAACGGUUUGGACAAUGCAAUAGUUUUGGUUUAGGCGACCGUUCGCAGUGCAGUUCCACCUCGAUGACCCAUGGCCACGUCACCGACGCUCCCCAUCCAAUCACUGUUCUUCUUAUUAGUUUGAGACCGUUUUUCGAAUACCAUCUCAAGUGUCAAUUAACGUUGCGUUUCGGCGGGGUCGUUGGAUGGAUGUCGGCGUAAUAGGAAAUAGGUUUCGACCGACGGACGCGUCCGCGCGUCCGUCCAAGUUUGGUGAGAAUUGACCAAAGGUAUAAAAUGUCAAUACUAAUGUCAAUACAGUGACUGCGUUUUUAUUUUGGUAAUGCCGAAGUAUUUUAAUGUCAAUCCAGAGCAAUACGGUAAGUGUAGGUAGGUUAAAACCAAAAAUAAGUUUCAUUUAUAUAUUUUGAUAUCUGUAAACUGUGUUAUUGCAUUAAAUGGUAGGGAUAAGUUUAGAAAAAGACACCACACGGGUCGACUCAGGUGAUUUUAGUGUGUUUCUUCCACCAUCUCGUCCCGAUUCGUGCAAAUUUGGCCUAAGUUCGAAAGCAAACCCAGUUUGAGAUUUUGGAGGAAUGCACUUGAAAAUUCAUCGACCCAGUAGCCCAAGCUUUAACAUGCAGAAGACAGGACCGGCCGGUGGCUGCAUGUCUUUGAUAAGAUGUGGGGCCACUGCGACGGUCGCGUCGAGCGCUGUCCGCGAUUUGGGCACAUUCCAGCACCGCCUCUCGUAUACCAACAUAUCAAAGGCCGGUCGCGGGCUCGCUCGGACCUUCAAAGAGGGGCACGUCGAGCUAUGAUUCAAAUUUUGAUUCGCGUGCAUAUUUUUCUAUUAGGUACACAGUCAUGUGGUGGUGCUAAUCGGCCAAAGUAUAAAACAAAUUGACAAAUAUUUAAUAAAAGAAACGUUGCGGAUGUUAGUUUAGUGUAUAGGUUGUUAUUGAUUUUUACAAAUAAAUUCGGGUUGUACUUAAUUGUUAUUGAGACAUUCGGCGUGUCCCUCCGUCCCUUAGAGGCUAGAAUAGGAGUUAUUAGUCAUUUGUAACGUAUUAUUUCCCAAACGGAAUAUUAUCUCGACAAUAUUGAUUCACACUGUGAAGUUUUCAGUUGUAUGAUUAAAACUGUAUAUCGUGGGCCUUACUAUACACUGAAAAUUAAAUCGUGCUGUCCAAAAUUUAUUAUUGUAUUUAGUUCGAUCUUGCAAGCGUAUAUAGUUUAGGGGUGGACGCAGGUAGUGUAGCCGCCCCCCACCUUUUGUAUACUUAAGGCGCCCCGCGCUCUUUUGUUGUGUUACUUUCAUACGUACUUUAGGAUUACGUUAUUAAAUGUAUACAAGCUGUAUAUAUUGAUAUUAUGAUGAUAUACAUAACAUAUACUCUUAUUUAAUUAAGCGGUAGCGAGUGGUUAGGUGCCGCCACGAUAUGAUGUAUUAUGGCACCCGCCCUGUCCCUGUGUUGCAGCCCCUGGUCCAUCCGCGCUCGGGUCUGGGCCGCUUUGUGCGGGGCCCCAUCGUAUAUAAUAUUUAGCAGCAGUCCUAGUCGGUAGUAGAGAGCGGCCCCCGUAGACCGGCCCAAGCCCCAGCGCUCAGUGUUACGUAAACUCAUUGUAUUACAGCCGAACGGCUUCUUGCAAUAAAAAAGCAAUAACCAUAUUCCUUCUGUGGACGCUUUUGACUUUUACAUUAAGAAAAAUAUAAUAUUAUUAUUAUUAAACAAUUACUGUAAGUACGUACUUUAUGAACAAGAUUUUACACUAUGAUAAUAAUGAAGGCGAUGGCAUAUUGCUAAUUAGAAUGAUUGUACAGAUAGAGUUUGUAACAUAAGAAAAUUAUGUUGUUCAGACGAGAGGCCACUCAAAAUUUGGUGGUCGCUCGCAUUGCUCUUGUAGCGCUCGGCAACGGUCCGGGCCUUCAUGUAUAUCUAACUACACGUUCUACAAUGUACAUAUAAUUAUUACAAUGAUAAGACAAGGUUCACAACGUGCCGUGUGUAUGUGGGAUAAAUAUAAUAUGGACAUUGUUCAAAAUA